Messenger RNA from Chiloscyllium plagiosum (whitespotted bambooshark), 3082 nucleotides. RefSeq names its product heat shock protein family B (small) member 7 (gene hspb7). Gene Ontology annotation, biological process: heart development. Gene Ontology annotation, cellular component: nucleus; cytoplasm. NCBI's taxonomy places the organism in Eukaryota, Metazoa, Chordata, Chondrichthyes, Orectolobiformes, Hemiscylliidae. The record is from RefSeq and is a predicted model, not a curated record.
AUACAAUCAGAGCACAAAAGACGACUUGGUCUUUGGAAGCAUAUCCAAUAUUUCCUGGCCAUCCAGGGUUGCGAGAAAGGAGCUGGUGAAAUUGAGUUUUGAGAUUUAAAGUUUAUCUGCCUUCCAUGAGUGUAAAAUCCUCAACUGCUUUCAGAUCUGAGCGUUGCUUUCAUCAGAACACCACUUCCUCCUCUUCUUCUUUGGGUCCAGGUUUGGAUCAGUGCAUGGAUAAAUCAAGAGGUCUCUUUGGGGACGAGUUUGAGAAGUCCUCAAUCCUCCAUGGAAGCUUCUUGAGGCCCCGGAGUGAGCAACUUGGAUAUUCAGGCCGCCCAGGAAAUACUGGAAAUGUAAAGACCAUGGGAGACAAUUACCAGUUCACAGUAGAUGUGAGUGACUUCUCACCUGAAGAUAUUAUUGUUACCACCUCUAAUAAUCAGAUUGAAGUUCAUGCUGAAAAGCUUGCUGCAGAUGGAACUGUCAUGAACACAUUCACACACAAAUGUCAGCUACCAGAUGAUGUGGACCCCACCUCUGUGACCUCCGCCCUGGGUGAUGAUGGGAUGCUGACGAUUAAAGCAAAGAGGCACCCAGCCAAGCACACUGAACAUGUGCAACAGACUUUCCGAACUGAAAUUAAGAUCUGAGCAGGCAAGGGAUGAGAGCUACGUCAUGGUAAUGCUGGGUGGUGUUUGAUAAUGCCAGUGGUAGUGAUUCAGUCAUGCAGAAUACUGCAUGUGCUAGUGUCUAAUUCACACCUCACCCUACCAACAUACCAUUGUAAAAUAUCAUCUCAACUCUUGUAGGCAUGGAAACAUUGAGCAAAGCCUGUGCAAUAAAAUAUUUGACACUUUCUAUCACAUUAUUUAGUAAUUCCAUUUAUACUAUGUAUCCAUGACUAAUCUACGACUCACAAGACAGUGGCAGACUUGUUUGAAUGUUUUCUUGUUCCAAAAUGACUGAUACUUUCAUUACAUGGAGACAACAAAGCUCUGAGUGUGUGAAUGGUCUUCUAUUGUAAAGUAGAAUAGAUCAGAAACAUUGGUAGAUUAUUUUAUCAUUUGACCCCUCCUAGGUUUAAUUUUCCUGUGUAUGUGUUUUGUAUAUAGAUUUGCAUCAUAAUGCUGUAUUUUGUUCUUUGAUAAGUGAUUAAUUUCUGUCACUUAGAUGAGUGUAUAAGAGUGUAUGCUGCUAAUAGGGAAAUAGUUUCAAAAUACAAGAAUAUAAGACCCCUUAGGAAUAGGAAAGGACCAUUAGGUCCAAUAGCCUUGCCAUUUUGUCAUUGAUUAAAUGAAACAUUAUUUAAUAUAGCCAAAAUUUCUUAAUCGUCACAUAAGCCACAAUAUUGCAUUACAUAAAUGUAGUCAUAUUGAUGGUGUAGGGCACGUUACCCCUCUAAUAUAUUCAAAAUUGUCAGUUUGGAAACAACUUUUCUGAGAGGCUUCACUAUACUUCCCUACUGCUAUCCCCACCCCCAUUCCACCCACCACUCUCCACCUCCCUUUCCCACCACACGCCCUCUUCCCCACCCCAGAAAACACAUUCCCACAUUACUGUUUGUGCAACGUUGCAGCAUUCACAUUAGUUCCCAUAUUUCCCGAAAUUAAAACAGAGACUACACUUCACAAUAUAAAUACUUCAUUGGCUGUUUAAGGGCUUGUGAAGCUCUGAGGUUGUGAAAGUUGCCAUAUAAAUGUAGGUUUGUACUUUCUUUCUGUAAUACCCCAACCUUCCAAUCAAGCUGCCAGUUCUGUUAUGAAUAUCCUAAAUGAUUUGAUCUGAUACUUGGCAGACUAUGACAGGCAUUUAUUGCUUUACUUUGUAUCAAAUUUAUUCUCAUUCAUUUAAAUUAUGUCCUCUGGUCUUAAUUUCUUGGUUUACUGCAGAUUAGUAUUCCAUAUUUACACUGUUUAUACCAUUUAAUAAAAUAUACCUCGAUGAGAAAGGCCUUGGCAAUCUUCCCUCUGAAAUAUAAACUUGUUUAAAUUUGUAGAUCAUUCCCUUAAUACAACAUUGUUUCCCAGUGUCAUGAGCUCCUCAGCAUCUCACUCGAGACAUUAGCACAUACUGUAUUGAGAACAGAGCCAGACCUUACUGUGUAAUAGUGAUGGGCUUUAUCUUCAACACAACAGCAUGGACAUUUUCAGAUUCAAACUUAUUACUUAAAGAAUUUUGGGAGAUUUCAAGAAAGCACACUGUGAAGUUUCAGGAUUUAGAGGUUUUCUGUGACUUCACACUUAGUACAUUCAUUAUUAAUUAAGGUUCUUGAGGCUCCUCCAUUAUUCCUCUGUCAUACACAAUUUGAUUAAACAAGACAAUGUCAGCAACAUUCAAUUGUGUUAUGUCAUUCACUCCUGUAGAUGAUGCUGUUCUUUGUCAACCAUCUUUGGUCUCUUUUGGAGAUGUUGCAAGGGAAAGCACCAUCAAUCCAAUGCUGAUACUAACCUCUUGCUGCUGAAGAUCUUGUAAUGGCACUUUUAGUAAGAUCACCCAUUGAAGCAGACAAUCACUUAAGUUAGUUUCAACAGGAACUGAAGAAAUCUACCAGGAUAAGGCCUAGUAGAUGCUAUAUUUUUGCACACUAUUGAAUAUUCUUUUCCCUUUGGUCCCAAAAAUCUAUCAAUCUCUGAUUUAGAAUCCUCAACAACUGAGCAUCCAUAGCUCACUGGGGUAGACAUUUUCAUCCACAUUAAGUGAAGAUGUUUCUCUUCAUCCAAGUCCCAAAUAGCCAAUCAUUUAUCUUAACUUUGUGAUCCAUGGUUCACGCCCUAGCCAGAGCUUAAAAACAUGCAUACAUUUGACAGACAAAACAGUAUUAAUGAAUCAUGGUUGUUUGAGCUUUAAAUUCAAUCUAUGUAUGCUUUUGAAUCCACACGCAGUUAAAAACAUGCCACUUUGGAAAAGAUCUUAUGAAAAAUUCUUGAUCUCAUAUUUUUAUCCCAUUCUAAUGUUUGCCAUACUUAUAGUCAGUACUAUUAUUGGUGUUACUUCAAAAAGUAAAUGUAUUUCCUCUUUCCUAUUAUAGCUAAUAGAAUUCCACUGUCGUUGUGCUAAAAUAAAUAAAUAUACUCCACUCUGUUGUCAA